Suncus etruscus (white-toothed pygmy shrew) is the source of this 1489-nucleotide messenger RNA. Its product is annotated as serpin A3-3-like. Gene Ontology annotation, molecular function: serine-type endopeptidase inhibitor activity. The transcript has 5 exons. NCBI's taxonomy places the organism in Eukaryota, Metazoa, Chordata, Mammalia, Eulipotyphla, Soricidae. Bases 77 to 1342 code for a protein of 421 amino acids. Gene Ontology annotation, biological process: negative regulation of endopeptidase activity. The record is from RefSeq and is a predicted model, not a curated record.
CUCCCAGGAGAGGCAACAGAAACUCUGAGAUCCACAGCCUGAAAAUUGAUUUGCCUUCCAGACUGAUGGUGGAAGCAUGUUUCCCCUACUUACCCUGCUCCUGGGGGCUAUAUUCUGCCCCCACAUACUCUCUGGAGUCACCGCAGAGCCAGAGACAGUGAACGCAAAAGACCCACACAGCAGGAUCGUGACCAGCACCCACAGUCUAGCUCACAGCAAUACCGACUUCGCCUUCAGCCUCUACAAGCUCUUGGCCACCCAGAAACCUGAGAACAACGUGAUCUUCUCCCCAUUCAGUGUCUCUGCGGCCUUGGCCUUGCUGGCCCUCGGGGCCCGCAGCAACACCAAGACUGAGAUCCUCCAGGGACUCAAGUUCAACCUCACCCAGAUGUCUGAGGCAGAAAUCCACCAGGGCUUCCAGCUGCUGCUGAGCCGCUUGAGCAGGCCAGGGACCCACCUGCAGCUCAACAUGAGCACAGCCAUGUUUGUGGACCAGCAGCUGCACCUACUGGAGAGCUUCCGGCAAGAGGCCCAGACCCUGUAUACAGCCGAUGCCUUUCCCACCAAUUUCCAGGAUCCUGCCACUGCAGAGAAGCUCAUCAAUGACUAUGUGAAGCAGAAAACCCAGGGGAAAAUCCAGGAACUGGUCAAGGACUUAGAUGCAGAGACUGUGAUGGUGUUGGUAAACUGCCUCUUCUUUAAAGCCAAGUGGGAGACGCCCUUCGACCCCCACGACACCUUCACAGCAGAUUUCCACGUGAACGAGAGCAGGGUGGAGAAGGUGCCCAUGAUGAAAGCUGAGGACGUGCAGGUGCUGUACUUCCAGGACGAGGCUCGGGGCAGCACCUUGGUGCAGCUGCCCUACAGGGACAGCCGCGCCUGCGCCCUUUUCAUCCUUCCAGACCAGGGCCGCAUGGCCGAGCUGGAGGCAGCAUUGAACCCUAGCACCUUGCAGCACUGGAGGGACUCGAUGAGCACCAGUAUAAUAGACCUAUUCCUGCCCAAGUUUUCUAUCUCUGGGGACUACAACCUGGAGAAAAACCUGCCUGAUCUGGGCAUCCAUGAGGUCUUCUCCAAUAAGGCGGAUCUCUCAGGCUUAACUAGAGACCAGAGUCUCAACAAAAAACUGCGUGUUUCUCAGGUGGUCCACAAGGCCAGGCUGGAUGUGGCUGAGAAUGGCACAGAAGCAGCAGCUGCUACAAGUAUCCACAUUAUAGCUGAAUCCGGAAGAUGGAACCCAAUAAUUGUGACAUUCAACAGGCCUUUCCUAGUGGCCCUCAUCUCUGAGGACACACAGAGCUUCCUCUUCCUGGGCAAAGUAGCCAACCCCAUGGCAGCCUGAGAUCCUCAUAACAGGGCAGGCCUGAGGAAUCAGCUCUGCCUCAGGAACCCACAUGCCUGGUCCUCCCCACCCCACCCCCAUGUCUCUGCCCUGGUGUCUGUACCUUACAGAGGGCAUUAGUGAUAGCAAUAAAGACCUUCAGUAGUA